Messenger RNA from Pan troglodytes (chimpanzee), 4064 nucleotides. RefSeq names its product methylenetetrahydrofolate dehydrogenase (NADP+ dependent) 2, methenyltetrahydrofolate cyclohydrolase (gene MTHFD2). Lineage: Eukaryota; Metazoa; Chordata; Mammalia; Primates; Hominidae. Gene Ontology annotation, biological process: tetrahydrofolate interconversion. The transcript is spliced from 8 exons. Gene Ontology annotation, cellular component: mitochondrion. Gene Ontology annotation, molecular function: methenyltetrahydrofolate cyclohydrolase activity; methylenetetrahydrofolate dehydrogenase (NAD+) activity; methylenetetrahydrofolate dehydrogenase (NADP+) activity. The record is from RefSeq and is a predicted model, not a curated record. Bases 1593 to 3008 code for a protein of 471 amino acids.
AGCUAGUUGCAGACUUUAUUCAUAUUUUGCCAAUUGUCCUAUAAUGUCAUCUAUAGCAAAAGAGAGAAAAAAAGAAGCAAGAAAGAGAAAAAAAGAAAGACAAAAAGUUUUGGGUCCAGAAUCCAAUCCAGAAUCAAACAGCAUUUAGCUGUCAUGUCUAGGCUCCUUUAAUGGAGAACCAGUUUCUCAUUCUUUGUCUUUCAUGGCCUUGGAGCUGUCAAGAGUACAAGCAAUUUAUCUUGUAGAAUAUCUCUCACUUUGGGCUUGUCUGAUAUUUCCUUGUGAAUAGAUUAAGAUCUACUAGUGUGUUCCAAAGCUUUACAACUGUUUUUUUUCCUGGACAGUUUUAACAUUCUAGGUCUGUGAUCUUUCUUCUCAAUGUGAAAUGAGGAAUCUGUAACCGUUUUUAGGAGACUCAUUGGUUUAGGAAAAUCACCUUAUUAAAUUUACAGACUUGUUAAGAGCUACGAAGUGAUGUGUCUCCUCAAUGGAUCCUAUCAGAAGGCACAUAUGUGUGUUCCCUUACUGGGUGGUGCUAACUUUGAUCACGUGGUUGAAGCAGUAACUGUCAUGUUUCUUCACUGUAAAUUUACCAUUUUCCUUUCCUUCCUGGAGGCUAGAAGUAAAGGUCAAGGUGUUGACAGGAUUGGUUUCCCCUGUUCUUUGUUUGUUUGUUUGUUUUGUGUUUUGAGACAGAGUCUUUUUGUUGCCCAGGGUGAAGUGCAGUGGCACAGUCUCGGCUCCCUGCAACCUCUGCCUCCCAGAUUCAAGCGAUUCUCAUGCCUCAGUCUCCCCAGUAGCUGGGAUUACAGCGUCCGCCACGAUGCUCAGAUAAUUUUUUGUGUUUUUAGUAGAGACGGGGGUUUCAACACAUUGGCCAGGUUGGUCUCGAACUCCUGGCCUCAGGUGAUCCGUCUGCCUUGACCUCCCAAAGUGCUGGGGAUUACAGGCGUGAGCCACCGCGCCCUGCCCUCCUUAAGUUUCCUUGCGGGAGAGAUACUUUGAGACUAUGCAAAAAGUUUGCGGGAAAAAAUACAGGAAGCCCAGUUGAAUCUGAAUUCCAGAUAAGCCAUAAAUAAAGUAUAAAUAUGACCUCCCAAAGUGUUUAUCUAAAAUUCUGAUUUGAUUGGGCAUCUUGUGUUUUUAUUUGCUAGAUCUGGCAACCCUAUAUGUAAAUAUCUUGCUCCUCAUCCAACUUUCACCCAGUUGUUUUGACAUCUAUUGCUGCUUCCGAAUCAGGGUUGCACAUGCAACCCUGACGUCUGUCUCUGAAUAUCUUUUAUGAUUUUACUUUUUUUGUUGUUGUUUUGAGAUAUGGUCUCACUCUCGUCGCCCAGGCUGGAGUGCAAUGGCGCGCCUUCAGCUCACUGCAGCCUCAACCUCCUGAACUCAGGUGAUCCUUCCACCUCAGCCUCCCCAGUAGCUGGUACUGUAGUCACGCGCCACCAUGUACUGAUUUUGGAAAAUGGUGAUUUUCUAACUCCAUCAUUCCUUUCACUUCUAUUCGUUGGCAUUCUAUCAGCUUGUCUUUUCAUCCACCCUUUACAGUGCUUGGCACACAGUAGGCGCUCAUAUAAUUGUUCAACGAAUGAAUGAAUGAACUUUUCUCUUGUGUUGUCCGGCCUUCGGUGACACUAGCGGCGUCAGGCAGGAGUUUGACUUCCUCAGCCUAUCAUGGCACGUUGCCGAGGCUUCGGCGCCUUACAGGACCUCGCUUCAGGCUCUUCUGGCUCCAAUCAAAAGCAGGGCUCUUUCGGACUUCGCUUACGUUUAAUAAAGAAAACCGGUUGGCCCCUUCGGCUCCAGCUGGCUCAACAGACAGCCAGUGGCAUGCGGCAGGGACCAAUGGGUGGCGGAGGGAGGCGGGGCCUGCCACGAGGCCGCAGUAUAACCGCGUGGCCCGCGCGCGCGCUUCUCUCCCGGCGCAGUCACCGGCGCGGUCACCGGCGCGGGCUAUGGCUGCGACUUCUCUAAUGUCUGCUUUGGCUGCCCGGCUGCUGCAGCCCGCGCACAGCUGCUCCCUUCGCCUUCGCCCUUUCCACCUCGCGGCAGUUCGAAAUGAAGCUGUUGUCAUUUCUGGAAGGAAACUGGCCCAGCAGAUCAAGCAGGAAGUGCGGCAGGAGGUAGAAGAGUGGGUGGCCUCAGGCAACAAACGGCCACACCUGAGCGUGAUCCUGGUUGGCGAGAAUCCUGCAAGUCACUCCUACGUCCUCAACAAAACCAGGGCAGCUGCAGCUGUGGGAAUCAACAGUGAGACAAUUAUGAAACCAGCUUCAAUUUCAGAGGAAGAAUUGUUGAAUUUAAUCAAUAAACUGAAUAAUGAUGAUAAUGUAGAUGGCCUCCUUGUUCAGUUGCCUCUUCCAGAGCAUAUUGAUGAGAGAAGGAUCUGCAAUGCUGUUUCUCCAGACAAGGAUGUUGAUGGCUUUCAUGUAAUUAAUGUAGGACGAAUGUGUUUGGAUCAGUAUUCCAUGUUACCGGCUACCCCAUGGGGUGUGUGGGAAAUAAUCAAGCGAACUGGCAUUCCAACCCUAGGGAAGAAUGUGGUUGUGGCUGGAAGGUCAAAAAAUGUUGGAAUGCCCAUUGCAAUGUUACUGCACACAGAUGGGGCGCAUGAACGUCCCGGAGGUGAUGCCACUGUUACAAUAUCUCAUCGAUAUACUCCCAAAGAGCAGUUGAAGAAACAUACAAUUCUUGCAGAUAUUGUAAUAUCUGCUGCAGGUAUUCCAAAUCUGAUCACAGCAGAUAUGAUCAAGGAAGGAGCAGCAGUCAUUGAUGUGGGAAUAAAUAGAGUUCACGAUCCUGUAACUGCCAAACCCAAGUUGGUUGGAGAUGUGGAUUUUGAAGGAGUCAGACAAAAAGCUGGGUAUAUCACUCCAGUUCCUGGAGGUGUUGGCCCCAUGACAGUGGCAAUGCUAAUGAAGAAUACCAUUAUUGCUGCAAAAAAGGUGCUGAGGCUUGAAGAGCGAGAAGUGCUGAAGUCUAAAGAGCUUGGGGUAGCCACUAAUUAACUACUGUGUCUUCUGUGUCACAAACAGCACUCCAGGCCAGCUCAAGAAGCAAAGCAGGCCAAUAGAAAUGCAAUAUUUUUAAUUUAUUCUACUGAAAUGGUUUAAAAUGAUGCCUUGUAUUUAUUGAAAGCUUAAAUGGGUGGGUGUUUCUGCACAUACCUCUGCAGUACCUCACCAGGGAGCAUUCCAGUAUCAUGCAGGGUCCUGUGAUCUAGCCAGGAGCAGCCAUUAACCUAGUGAUUAAUAUGGGAGACAUUACCAUAUGGAGGAUGGAUGCUUCACUUUGUCAAGCACCUCAGUUACACAUUCGCCUUUUCUAGGAUUGCAUUUCCCAAGUGCUAUUGCAAUAACAGUUGAUACUCAUUUUAGAUACCAAACCUUUUGAGUUCAACUGAUCAAACCAAAGGAAAAGUGUUGCUAGAGAAAAUUAGGGAAAAGGUGAAAAAGAAAAAAUGGUAGUAAUUGAGUAGAAAAAAAUUAAUUUAUAUAUGUAUUGAUUGGUAACCAGAUUUAUCUAAGUAGAACUGAAUUGGCUAGGAAAAAAGAAAAACUGCAUGUUAUUCAUUUUCCUAAGCUGUCCUUUUGAGGCUUAGUCAGUUUAUUGGGAAAAUGUUUAGGAUUAUUCCUUACUAUUAGUACUCAUUUUAUGUAUGUUACCCUUCAGUAAGUUCUCCCCAUUUUAGUUUUCUAGGAUUGAAAGGAUUCUUUUCUACAUUAUACAUAUGUGUUGUCAUAUUUGGCUUUUGCCAUAUACUUUAACUUCAUUGUUAAAUUUUUGUAUUGUAUAGUUUCUUUGGUGUAUCUUAAAACCUAUUUUUGAAAAACAAACUUGGCUUGAUAAUCAUUUGGGCAGCUUGGGUAAGUAUGCAACUUACUUUUCCACCAAAGAACUGUCAGCAGCUGCCUGCUUUUCUGUGAUGUAUGUAUCCUGUUGACUUUUCCAGAAAUUUUUUAAGAGUUUGAGUUAAUAUUGAAUUUAAUCAGACUUUCUGAUUAAAGGGUUUUCUUUCUUUUUUAAUAAAACACAUCUGUCUGGUGUGGUAUGAAUUUCUGAAA